Raphanus sativus (radish) is the source of this 767-nucleotide messenger RNA. Its product is annotated as 50S ribosomal protein L12-1, chloroplastic. Bases 62 to 637 code for a protein of 191 amino acids. The record is from RefSeq and is a predicted model, not a curated record. The transcript has a single exon. Gene Ontology annotation, molecular function: structural constituent of ribosome. Gene Ontology annotation, biological process: translation. Gene Ontology annotation, cellular component: ribosome. NCBI's taxonomy places the organism in Eukaryota, Viridiplantae, Streptophyta, Magnoliopsida, Brassicales, Brassicaceae.
CCAACACACUCACACAGAGAGAGAGAGAGAGAGAGAAACAACAAAAAGCUAAAGAGCGAAAAUGGCAGCGACGACAACUCUCUCCACCGCAAGCUCAAUCCUUUCCCCAACUCUCACCUCCUCCCACGCCUUCCUCUCCCGACCCACCACUCUCGAAUUCCCAUCUCGCUUCCUCUCUUCCUCCUCCUCCACGACCAUCAGCCACCGCGCGACCCACCUCCGCCCCAUCUCCGCCGUCGAAGCCCCCGAAAAAAUCGAGAAAAUCGGAUCCGAGAUCUCCUCCCUCACCCUCGAGGAGGCCCGCAUCCUCGUCGACUACCUCCAGGACAAGUUCGGCGUCUCCCCCCUCUCCCUGGCUCCCGCCGCGGCGGCUGUCGCCGCUCCGGGAGACGGCGGUGGCGCGGCGGCCGCGGUGGAGGAGCAGACCGAGUUCGACGUGGUGAUUAACGAGGUGCCGAGCAGCUCGCGUAUCGCGGUGAUUAAGGCGGUGAGGGCUUUGACUAGCUUGGCGUUGAAGGAGGCGAAGGAGCUCAUCGAAGGCCUGCCGAAGAAGUUCAAGGAAGGUGUGACUAAGGAUGAAGCUGAGGAGGCUAAGAAGCAGCUUGAAGAAGCUGGUGCUAAGGUUUCCAUUGCUUAAAUGUGUUUUAACAAUCUCAACUUUUUUAAUAUAAAAAUUGUGUUUUUAUUUCCCGAGUUUAUGGGUCUUUUUGUUUGAAUUGUUGGUUAAGCUUUGAGAAAGUAUUGUAAUUUGAAUCAGUUUCGUUUCA